AUGAAAAAGAUAGCGGAACUCGAAUUAGAGAAAAAAGAUCUUUAUACACAAAUAAACUCGGCGAUAGAAGACAGCAUUGCUACAUUGAAAAAAUAUAAUGACACGGAAUCAUUGACCGGCCUUAAAUAUAUUGAAGAACUUAAGAACCAUUUAAAAGAAUUAAACUAUACUGAAAACAAAAACAAUGACACCCUUACUAAGGACCAAGAAUCAGAUUUAAAGAACAGAAGAAAAUUUAAUUUACAAGAACUCCUCGGCUCUUUGAAGAAGAAAAAAGUUAAAGAGAACCCUUUUGAUUUUGAACAAGCGCUUACACCGAAAAAAGUGUCUGAGGCGGAAUUAAAGAAAAUAUUACAAAACCGAAUUAAGAUGCAAAAGAAACUAGACGAAUGGAUUAAACAGAGACAAAAAGAAAAAGAUCGCUUGGCUGAAUACAGGCUGCAGAAGAAAAGGUUAUUAAUGUCCGGGAUAUAUGAGAAGUGUCCGAGGUUCGGAUACAGCGGGAACAAGAAGACAUCCAACAAAAAACCUGACGAUACUAAGAAAAGAAAGAAAUGCAAAAUAAAGAUAACUUCUUCGGGUGGAGAACAGGACUUGAACGAAUGUUUGAAGAAUAUGCAAAAGGCAGAAGAAAUUAAAAGUGCGAAAACAAAAAUAUCAAACAAAAGAAAAUAUCCGUGUUGUAGGAAAUGUUGUAAGAAAUCGUACAUGGGCUGUCUUUAA
Messenger RNA from Danaus chrysippus (African queen), 723 nucleotides. The record is from the annotation of a GenBank genome assembly. NCBI's taxonomy places the organism in Eukaryota, Metazoa, Arthropoda, Insecta, Lepidoptera, Nymphalidae.